This is a messenger RNA of Kwoniella shivajii, 417 nucleotides long. Its product is annotated as histone H3. Gene Ontology annotation, molecular function: structural constituent of chromatin; DNA binding; protein heterodimerization activity. The transcript is spliced from 6 exons. The coding region runs from base 1 to 417 and encodes 138 amino acids. Lineage: Eukaryota; Fungi; Basidiomycota; Tremellomycetes; Tremellales; Cryptococcaceae. The record is from RefSeq and is a predicted model, not a curated record. Gene Ontology annotation, cellular component: nucleosome; nucleus.
AUGGCUCGAACUAAACAAACCGCUCGAAAAUCCACUGGUGGUAAAGCUCCCCGAAAGCAACUCGCCACCAAGGCAGCAAGGAAGCAAGCUCCUUCUCAAGUUUCAGGAGGUGUUAAGAAACCCCACAGAUACAGACCUGGUACCGUCGCUCUCCGAGAAAUCAGAAGAUACCAAAAAUCUACCGAACUCUUGAUCAGGAAACUUCCUUUCCAAAGACUCGUCAGAGAAAUCGCUCAAGACUUCAAGACCGAUCUCCGAUUCCAAUCUUCUGCUAUCGGUGCUCUCCAAGAAGCCUCCGAGGCCUACCUUGUCUCUCUCUUCGAGGACACUAACCUUGCCGCUAUUCACGCCAAGCGAGUUACCAUCCAGCCUAAGGAUCUCCAACUCGCUCGACGACUCCGAGGCGAGCGAUCUUAA